This is a messenger RNA of Oryzias melastigma (Indian medaka), 1968 nucleotides long. RefSeq names its product fibroblast growth factor 19 (gene fgf19). The coding region runs from base 286 to 915 and encodes 209 amino acids. Gene Ontology annotation, cellular component: cytoplasm. Lineage: Eukaryota; Metazoa; Chordata; Actinopteri; Beloniformes; Adrianichthyidae. The transcript has 3 exons. Gene Ontology annotation, biological process: positive regulation of cell population proliferation; regulation of cell migration; animal organ morphogenesis. Gene Ontology annotation, molecular function: growth factor activity; fibroblast growth factor receptor binding. The record is from RefSeq and is a predicted model, not a curated record.
UGUAUCUGAUUAUGGAUCAAAAGGCCAGGUAUCGUCUCUUUCUUAUGGGUUUGCAGCCAUGACUGACGAGGGCAUUGGCUCCUGGUUGAGCUCACAGGGGCCAACGGAGAGCUGGGAUCCAGUUGGAUGACGUGCAGGGGUGUGUUGUGGUCUGCUUCUGAGAACUGGCUUUGGGAAACAGGGUUAUCUGCAGCUGAUAAGGGCUGCAUUUAAAAGGUCGUGUUUGGAUGAAACUUGGCUUGCCUCAUUGCAGCUGCAGGAAGAGACACACGACUUUGAAGAACCAUGCUGCUCAUCGUGGUCACCGUAUCUGUUGCCAGUGUGUUUUUUGCUUCUGGAGUUUCCAGCAUGCCCCUCUCAGAUCAUGGACCCCACAUCACUCACAGCUGGAGCCAAGUGGUCCGCCUCCGGCAUCUGUACGCUGUCAAGCCGGGACAACACGUCCAGAUCAGAGAAGAUGGACACAUCCACGGUUCUGCAGAACAAACUCUCAACAGCCUGCUGGAGAUCAGUCCGGUUGCUCCAGGGCGGGUGGUCUUCAGAGGAGUUGCAACCUCAAGAUUUCUGUGCAUGGAGAGCGACGGCAGACUGUUCUCCUCUCACUCCUUUGACAAGGAUAAUUGCAUCUUCAGAGAGCAGAUCUUGGCAGAUGGGUACAACAUCUACAUUUCAGACCAGCAUGGAACCCUGCUCAGUCUGGGAAACCACCGGCAAAGGCAGCAGGGCUUAGACCGGGACGUUCCAGCCCUGGCUCAGUUCCUCCCCAGGAUCAGCACCCUGCAGCAGACCCUGUACCCAGCGCCAGCCGUCCCCCACCAGCUGCGAGCAAUGCAAACAGAGAAGACUCUAGAUGCCAUGGACUCAUUUGGGCAACUCUCUAAAAUCAUUCACAGUCCCAGCUUCAACAAAAGAUGAGGCAGAACAUCUCAGACGGCUGCCAAGAAUGGUACCUGGGGUUAAACCUGCACCCUCCCUGUCCAAUCAGGGCCCAACUCAAGUUGUAGUGAGCCAGCGGGAACUGCAAGUCCACUGCAAUUUUCCAGUUAAACGAGACAGACUGCCAGUGCAGUGUUCUACAGAGAGGAGGCAGACACCUGGAAACAAAGUGUUACGGUGGAUCCAGCCCCUCUCUCCAGAAAACAAUCACUCUGCACACUGGAGAGAAGGUCAUGCCUCCGUACAGGAUGAAGAAGAAGUCUCGGUCUGUGUGCACAUGGUUGUGUGUUUGUGUCUGUCUUAACAAACUGUUCGAGCAAAACAUCUAACUUAGAAAUGACAGAUUUUUGUUGAAAUCAUUUUAGAUCAAAAAUGUCUUUGGAAUUGCAGAAAACACUUACAAUGGAUGACCUGUAGAACCUUUCAUUUCUGCUUCUCGGACAAAGGCAAAGAAAAAUUUUUUUUGGGGGGGGGGGAUUCACUGAGAAAAUGUGCUAGACCAGACUACUGAUAAGAACUCCAAGGAAUCAAUCUGAUGACUCGUGGUAAAGUCCUGAAUGAACGGAAAAAAACAAGUCUGUCUUCUGUGAUGUGAGACAUGAAACAGACAUGUUGUAAUCCAGGCUGCAAACUCAGUGUGGUCCUUAAAGAUGAUUAUUUUUGUCUCAGUUCAUCUGAUGAUGCUAGUUUUUUCUUAUAUGUCUUCGAGCCCAAAACUUGGAUUUCAUAUCUGCUUCACAAGUGUCGAAGGCCUGACAAUGAAUGUUUCUGAUGAAAGCCUUCUACUCUCCCACACCGACGGCCACAUUGUUUGCACCAAAAAAGAGAUCCAAUAUUCAUAACAUUUGCCUUUGUCAAUGAAUAUGAAAAUGUAAAAAAACAUGUGUUACAAUCUAGAAUGUUGAAGUGAGAGCCUUGCAACACAACUAAAGUCAAAUUCUUAACUUUUUGACAGUAUAUUGUGCUAUGUUCUGCCACUAAUCUAUUUUUAAUCCAAUAAACUACAAAUUUAAUUGAAAUGGUACAUUUAAA